GAUCAGGGCGAGCAGAGCACCCUGAGGCUGAGCGCCGCCGCAAGAUCCACCCACACGCGUCCUCCCGCUCCACCACCUUCCACCGCCCCGCCAUAGCCGCCGCAGCUUCGCCGUGCACCUCCUCCAUGGCCACCGGAGAGGCGCCGCCCCCCGACCAUGGCCACCACGAGAUCCCCGCUCGUGGCAAGCCACUCACCCCGCAUCCUGGGUUCUCCAUGGCCGUUAGUUCUCUGCGCGAAGGUAGUCUUCGGGAUGAACGCUCUCAACGGCCGUGAGCCGGACGGCAAGUCUUAUAUGGGAGGGAACUGGGACAUGACAAAUGCAGCAUCGUUCAUCAAGUACACCGUCAGUAAGGGCUACGACAUCCAUGGUUGGGAGCUCGGAAAUGAGCUCGGAGGCAAGGCAGUCGGCACCUUGAUCGCGGCUGACCAAUAUGCUAAAGACGUGACCUUUCUGAAAUGGGUCGUCGAAGAUACUUACGAGGACAGCCCAUCGAAGCCGCUGCUGCUCGCUCCGGGAAGCUUCUUCGACAAAGACUGGUUCAGUGAGUUCAUCACCAAAACCAGUCCAGAUACCGUCAGUGUGGUCAGCCACCACAUCUACAAUCUGGGGGCAGGAGUAGAGACCGGCCUCGUCAAGAGGAUCCUCAACCCCUCUUACCUCGACGGGGUGGCGAGACAAUUCAGUGAUCUCCAGGAGUUGCUGAAAACCGCAGGGUCGUCGGUCGUCGCGUGGGUCGGCGAGGCUGGAGGGGCUUACAACAGUGGCCACCACCUUGUCACUGACGCGUUUGUGUUCAGCUUCUGGUACCUGGACCAACUUGGCAUGUCAGCGAAGUACAACACAAAGACUUACUGCAGGCAGAGCUUCAUUGGUGGCAACUAUGACCUGCUCAACACAACAACAUUCCAACCAAACCCUGACUACUACAGUGCGCUACUAUGGCAUCGCCUGAUGGGAACCAAAGUUCUAGAUGCCAAAUUCAGCGGCACCACCAACCUGAUCCGUGCCUACGCACAUUGUGCGAAGAACUCGUCAGGCAUCAGUUUGUUGUUGAUGAACCUGCACGGCAACGCCAGGAACGAUGUGUCCUUGACAAGUGAGGAGCUGCUUGUAGUUGACGCGUCUGGAGUCACGAGGGAGGAGUACCACCUCCUCCCUGAAGGUGGCGACAUUCACAGCCAGGUGAUGCUGCUCAACGGAAGGGCCUUGACCACCGAUGCGGACGGGAACAUCCCUAGGAUGGAGCCCAUCAUUGUGCAUGCAGCGCAGCCCAUUGCCAUUGCGCCUCUGUCCAUCGUCUUUGCCCACAUGCCCAAUUAUUAUGCCCCUGCGUGUAGUUAAGGGCUUUUGGUGUGGUUUUUGUUGUUCUUGUUGUUAUAGAUGGGGAUAAGAGUGGCUAGAACAUCAGCAUAGAGCACACAGUCCCUCUGCUUGGAACCAGACCGUCUGAUGUAAAAAAGAACUACAUCCAGAGCCAUCUUUGGCAUUGUUGGGCAAGUUCAGUUCUGGGCAACAACUGACAUUGUUCAGUUUGGCAUCUCUUUUGUUCAGUUCACCUGCAAGGUCACUGUUCAAGUGUCACUUCUCAUGUUCAUUGUGACUCGUAGUCGUAGGUCAUUGUAGUCUUGGAAGGGCGUGCUGUUGAUUCACACUUCUCAGAUUACAAUAUACAAGGUUCACAUACACAGAA
Molecule: messenger RNA, 1693 nt
Organism: Triticum aestivum (bread wheat)
Lineage: Eukaryota; Viridiplantae; Streptophyta; Magnoliopsida; Poales; Poaceae
Product: heparanase-like protein 3
Exons: 7
Coding region: 157-1344 (395 amino acids)
Cellular component (GO): membrane; plant-type cell wall
Molecular function (GO): beta-glucuronidase activity
Source: RefSeq, a predicted model, not a curated record